CUGAUGAAUUAGAUGAAUCAGAAAAGGAGGAGUCUGUUGAUGCUGAAGGUAAAGCAUUAUGUUCUGAAUUUAUGCAUGUAUUGAAGGGAAAUGAAUCUAAAGGAAAUGCAUCAACAAUAUCUUAUAUGCAAUUAAUAUAG
Entrophospora sp. SA101 is the source of this 140-nucleotide messenger RNA. The record is from the annotation of a GenBank genome assembly. Lineage: Eukaryota; Fungi; Glomeromycota; Glomeromycetes; Entrophosporales; Entrophosporaceae.